UUUUUCCCCAGGCUGGCACUUAUUUCAAAUCGAUCGUCCCUUCACUCAAAUUUGAAUGCACAUCGAAACCCAACCCACCCACUGUAGAAGGUGGAGCGCAUCCUUCGGUUUUGUCCAGUUGCUAAGAGAGGAAAGUGCCCGGAUUACGCACCAUGUCUCCUUCACAGGUGCUCGGAGGGCCGGUUUCAAUUGGGCACUGACCAGUUCUAAAAGCAAAGUGUCUAAUACAUAUUAUAUUCACAGGGAUUAUGAGCAGCUGACAGUCGCCAACACUGUGUACUAGAGUUCCGAAAGUAACUGCGUAUGCCAUUUGUACCAGUAAUGUGUCAAUAGUGUGUCAAUCAUCUCCCCAAAUCUUAGCUAAUUGCAAUGGAGAACCAUAAGAUACCAUGAAACGGGGUGGAGGAAAAUAAGGCGGGGAUCAAAGAAGAUGAAAAAAGGAGCCGCUGAAACGUAGUAAGACCCAACUCCAGGUCGAGACAAGCUCUCGUGAAAACAGUCAAAUGGCACAUCCAACACUUUCAGAAACAGCAAGUUAAUUAGGGAAAAGAAAAAAAAAGAUCACAAGUCAGACAAGGAAAACAUCAUAGCUUAUUCGGAAACAUUCCCUCCCUGUCCACCACUGGAUAAUAAAAACAGAGUACAUGCAGGAAUCAAUGCGUAAGAGAGGCUAUCAAAAACAGAACAAUCACAAGUAGUCCAAGGAUUGGAGAAGAAGAGAAGAACAAAAGGAAAAAGAAAAAAAUAAAAAAAUAAAAAAAUAAAAAAAAACAUGGG
This is a messenger RNA of Aspergillus pseudotamarii, 777 nucleotides long. RefSeq lists its product as uncharacterized. NCBI's taxonomy places the organism in Eukaryota, Fungi, Ascomycota, Eurotiomycetes, Eurotiales, Aspergillaceae. The record is from RefSeq and is a predicted model, not a curated record. The transcript has a single exon. The coding region runs from base 56 to 283 and encodes 75 amino acids.